Molecule: messenger RNA, 393 nt
Organism: Knipowitschia caucasica
Lineage: Eukaryota; Metazoa; Chordata; Actinopteri; Gobiiformes; Gobiidae
Source: the annotation of a GenBank genome assembly
AUGAUCCGUGGGGGGGCGGAGUACGCUCUGGGCAUCUACAUCACCGGAGUGGACCAGGGCUCAGCUGCAGAGUGCGGAGGCCUCAAGAUGUCUGCAGUCAGCCACAGUUCCCCUGGAAGUGCCACUGAGGCCCUUAGAGCUCAAUGUGGUCCCUCUGCAGACACCGCACACGGGACCGACCCAAUGUUCCUGCUACAAAUCUCGUUUGAGCACAGAAACCAAAAGCUUAUCGUUUACAACCAUCUACUUCACCGUAACGUCCUCCUUCCUGCCUGCCCGCGCCUGCUAGUACGAGCCGUACGAGCAGUGAACGACUCACUGUGGUUCUGGAUCAGCCCCUUCCCGCUCCCCUUCGAGUCGUUCAGCUCUGAACGAAUCGUUCAUCUGAUCUGA